Messenger RNA from Pseudomassariella vexata, 825 nucleotides. RefSeq lists its product as uncharacterized. The record is from RefSeq and is a predicted model, not a curated record. The transcript has 5 exons. Lineage: Eukaryota; Fungi; Ascomycota; Sordariomycetes; Amphisphaeriales; Pseudomassariaceae. The coding region runs from base 1 to 825 and encodes 274 amino acids.
AUGAGUUAUCGGGGUUCGGGUUUGAUGCCAUUCCGGACAAAACAAGCACACUUUUUAUACAAUAUUGCUUCUUCGGCUGUCCUGCAGGCUAUUGCCAAUACGGGGUCGGAUAAGCUGUACAAGGUAUUAUACGGACAACUUGGUGAUGCUUUUACAUGCAGUGGUCCCAAUGGUUAUUGCAUGUUUGUAGCAGCCUCUUCCUACGGAGCCGUUGCCUGCUGUCCAAGUGACGCGGACGAGGACUGGUUUCCGAUUUGGAUAUGUCGACUGCGACCAAUUCUCCUAGCACUUCGGCCGGGGUUCCGGAGGAGGCUCUUCCACCCCCAUUGGCGCCAUAGCCAGCGGCGCUGUAGGGGGAACUUCCGUCAUCGCACUAGUCGGCCUGGGAUCCUAGUUCCUAAUGAGGAAGAACAAGAGUUCGAAGAAUAUCUCGCCCCCGCCCCAAAUGCACCACGGCUUCCCAUCUGGUGGCCACGAUUCCGUCUACAACCCAAAAAUACGCUAAACAGCAGCAGUUUGGCCAGCAACAGUGUUCCCCCAUUGCUCAGCAACAAAAGCAAGCACCGCCGGGUUGUUUCCGGCAAGACUAGCCUACGCCGCCCAAUAUCGACCAUUCCAUCGUUCCAGCCGGAUCAGCAGCAGUCUCUUUAUCAGACGUUGACGCCGGAUGUGCUGUAUACCGUCCAUGACGCCGGGGGAGACGUCGCGGGCAGGGGCCGAAUACGAAUCAUCAGGACGAGUUUCAUGAGUUGGGAUAAAACGGGCACGCGACGAAGUAAGGGCGAAUGGUUUGUGGUGCCAAGCGAAAAUGCUUGGGGUCGUUAA